AUGAACAAUAUUGGGAUUAUAUUAUGCAAGCAGGAAAAAUAUGAUGAAGCUCUCGAUUAUCAUCAACGAGCACUUGAAGUACAAGAAAAACAUUGUUCAUCAUGCCAGAAUGAGAUUUCUAAUAGCCUUAAUCACAUCGGUGAUGUUCUCAUUGAACAGAAAAAGUAUGAUGAAGCCUUGAAGUUCUAUCAACGUGCACUGGAAACACAAGAAAAGUAUUAUCGAAAUAGUCAUGUGGAGAUUGCAGCAACCCUAGAUAAUCUUGGUACAACAUGUCGUCUACAAAAACGUUUUAUUGAAGCGAUUGAAUAUCAUCCAAAAGCAUUAGAAAUUCAAGAGAAAUAUUAUCCAUCAAACUGUGUCAUCAUAUCCAAUACUAUGAAUCGUAUCGGUCAUGUUUUGUACAAUGAAAGAAAGUAUGACGAAGCUAUUCACUAUUAUCGACGAGCACUUUCAAUGCAAGAGAAAUCGUAUCCUGAUGGUCACAUUGAAACUUCUCAUACUUUAAACUCUAUUGGUAGUGCUCUAUACGAACAAAAGAAGUUCGAUGAAGCUCUUCAGUUUUAUCAAAAAUCUUUGACUAUUCAAGAAACAUAUCAUGAACUUUUACAUAUCGACAUCGCUAGGAGUCUGAAUUCUAUUGGUAAUGUUUUAUAUAGCCAAGAGAAAUAUGAUGAAGCUAUUCAUUUCUAUCAACGAUCAUUAGAUAUCCGAGAGAAAUUCAAUCGAUUUAGUGAUAUUGGCAUCGCUACCGUGCUGGGCAACAUUGGAAGUGCUCUUUAUGAACAAAGAAAGUAUGAUGAAGCUAUUGACUUCCAUCUACGAGCACUAACAUUUCGAGAGAAAUUCGAUACAACUAAUCAUGAUGAUAUCGUUGAUAGCCUAAGAAAUAUUGCCAAUACUCUAAGCGAACAAGAAAAGUACAAUGAAGCUAUGGAGUUUCAACAACGAGCAUUGACAACUAAUCUUGAUGUACAAGUUGAUGUGGCCGCUACAAAUUUGACUAAUGUUACCGCACAAGUUUAA
Rotaria sp. Silwood1 is the source of this 1026-nucleotide messenger RNA. NCBI's taxonomy places the organism in Eukaryota, Metazoa, Rotifera, Eurotatoria, Philodinida, Philodinidae. The record is from the annotation of a GenBank genome assembly.